GUUGAGUCGGCCGGCCCAUUUCUCGUUAAACUUUCGGCAGUUAAGCAUCAUUAGGAAUUUUAUAAGUUUGUGGUUAAUUUAUUGAAAGUUAAGAUGGCGGAUGGUUACGGUGGAGGAGGCGGUGGAUAUGGAGAUUAUUCUCAACCACCUCCAAGUACCUAUUCAGGCUAUGGCGCAUCUGCUGGAGGUUAUCAAGCCGCCGCACCUGCAUCUGGAGGCGGCGGUGGUGGUGGCGGCUCUUGGGGGCAAAGUAGAGGAGGCCAAGGAGGCGGAUACGGAGGAGGCCAAGGUGGUGGCGGAGGUGGUUACCAACAAGGUGGCUAUGGCGGCUCCAGUGGAGGCGGUGGUGGAUAUGGUAAUGGUAGCAGUUAUGGAGGAGGAGGUGGUAGUGGCGGAGGAUAUGGUGGCGGCGGCGGAGGUUAUGGAGGUGGUAGAGACCAACGAGGUGGAAGAGAUGUAGAAAGACGAGACAGUUAUGGAGGCGGCAACAGGGGUGGUGGUUAUAAUAAAGAUAAUUUAGUAAUUCAGAUGGACACAGUCUUCGUAUCUGGAAUGAACCCAGAUUUAACUGAGGAUGAUAUUGAACAACAUUUUGGAUCUAUUGGUAUUAUUAAGUUGGACAAGAAAACCCAGAAACGCAAAAUCUGGCUGUACAAAGAUAAAGUGACGGGCGUGAGCAAAGGAGAAGCCACUGUAACCUAUGAUGACCCCAACGCAGCACAAUCUGCAAUCAACUGGUUCGACGGCAAAGAUUUCCAAGGAUGUAUGAUAAAAGUGCAAUUGGCCACCAAGAAAGAUACUUGGAGCGGAGGCGGCGGUGGUGGCGGCGGUGGACGCGGUGGUGGCCGUGGAGGCGGCGGCGGCUUUGGAGGACCUCGAGGCGGUGGUCGUGAUGGUGGAGGUGGCGGUGGCUUCGGUGGACCACGAGGCGGCGGCGGACGUGAUGGUGGAGGCCGUGGUGGAGGCGGUGGUGGCGGUCGCGACCGAGAAGGUCGUGAAGGAGAUUGGAAGUGUCCCAAUCCAGACUGCAACAACACAAACUUCUCGUGGCGAAGCCAAUGUAACAGGUGUAGUGAACCCAAACCAGAAGGUGCCGGAGGCGGUGGCGAUGAUGACAGAAGAGGCGGCGGCGGCGGCGGACGAGAUCGCGAUGGUGGUGAUAGAGAUCGACGAGGUGGUGGUGGAGGCGGUUUCCGCGACAGAGGUAGUCGAGGAGGCGGAUUUGGAGGAGGUCGCGGUGGCGGCGGAAGAGGAGGAUUUGGCGGUGGACGAGGUGGUGGCGGAAGAGGUGGCGGUGGCCGUGAUGGCGGCGAUCGAGGAGGAGAUAGGAGACCACGACCAUAUUAAAAGAUUUAUGUCCUUCCUUUUCUAUGUUGUAACAUUGCCG
Diabrotica balteata is the source of this 1387-nucleotide messenger RNA. The record is from the annotation of a GenBank genome assembly. NCBI's taxonomy places the organism in Eukaryota, Metazoa, Arthropoda, Insecta, Coleoptera, Chrysomelidae.